GAUGAAUACGAAAAGGCAGAACGAAAAGCGGGAGCUGGUGCCCUCAGCCGGAGACGAUGACGACAUCAUUCUCAGUCAAGAACUCUUAAGCACACCGGAUUACUUAACUCCUGAAAAUCAGUUUCCUUUGAAAGGCUUCAACAGUGACAUGGACAAGGUGGAGGAAGAUCUUGUUUGUCCCGGAGCACCGAAAAAACCGUGUAAUAUGAAAAUUAAGAUAUCCCGGAUGGAUGAUGGUGAUGCUCUCAGCUCCGAUGAUGUUGAACCAGUUGUGGAAGUUGACAGUGACCGUGAGCCACUUGUGGAUUUUGGUAGUGACUUUGUUCGAAAAAAAUACUCUCAUAAGCAAAGGACUGGUAGAUAUAGGUCGCUAUCUGCAAUGGCACUAAUGCGUAGGGUUACGCCUCCUGCUUGUGUUACAAACCCUUAUUUGAAAAAUAUUUCGGCAGGGAAAAGGGAGCCUUUUAUAUACCAAAGAUCAACUUCCCCUGGCCUCUGCCCUUCCCUCGUUGGUGGUCGUCGUGGUCUUUCACGCUACCACAAUGACUUUAAUGAGAUUGAGAAAAUCGGUAGCGGAAAUUUUGGCAAUGUUUUUAAAGUAUUGAGACGAGUAGAUGGCUGCCUGUAUGCUGUAAAACAAACCAGCGACCAGUUGUGCAAAAAUUCCGAAUGGAAAGCUUAUGAUGAAGUGCAAUCUUUGGCUGCAAUAGGUUUUCAAGAGAAUAUUAGAGGAUAUUAUUCUUCGUGGAUCGAGAAUAAAAUUCACUAUAUUCAGAUGGAACUAUGUGAUCAUAGCUUAUCCAUGAAAAGUUUCCCAGCAUCACUCUCUCAACGAUAUGAAAUAGAAGUUUUAUAUCAGAUUUCUAGUGCAUUGCAAUUUAUACAUGGGAAGGGAAUAGCUCAUCUUGAUGUCAAGCCAGAAAACAUUUAUGUUAAAAGUGGUGUUUAUAAGCUUGGUGGUUUUGGAUAUGCAACUCUAUUAGACGAUAACGUGCUUGUUGAAGCGGGUGAUGCACAGUACAUGCCGCUGGAGAUUCUCAAUGAGAAUUAUGAUCACCUAGAUAAGGCAGAUAUCUUCUCCCUAGGAGCUUCCAUGUUUGACAUAAUUCGAAGGUCACGUUUGCCAAGAGCAGAAACUGAGUUCUCUAAACUUAAAGAGGGAAAGGUGCCACACUUGCCUGGAGUUACAGUCCAAUUUCAAAACUUGCUCAAGGUCAUGAUGGACCCUGAUCCUCUUAAGCGUCCUUCUGCCACUGAGAUAUUGGGAAAUUCAAUAUUCGGAGGGUCCCUUAAGAUGACGUAAGUUUGACAGGUUCUUGUAAUUUUUAUUUUGGAGGACUUGACCGUGUAUAAUGUAAUUGGCCAACUUUGUGUCCUUUUUUUUGAAACAUGUAUAUUUUGGAUGUGGUCCACAUUUUCCUCUCUUUUGAAGCAUUUAUUGUAAAUGCAAUGGUCGUGUUAGACGUCUGUAGUAUAUAUUGUUAUGGGGAUUGCAGAAGAGUGCACAUGGUAGUAGCCUUUGUAUAUGCACUAACCAUGGCUCAUUUGAUCAUUAUCUGAUUGCA
Vigna unguiculata (cowpea) is the source of this 1565-nucleotide messenger RNA. RefSeq names its product wee1-like protein kinase. Gene Ontology annotation, biological process: protein phosphorylation. The record is from RefSeq and is a predicted model, not a curated record. Gene Ontology annotation, molecular function: protein tyrosine kinase activity; ATP binding. NCBI's taxonomy places the organism in Eukaryota, Viridiplantae, Streptophyta, Magnoliopsida, Fabales, Fabaceae. Gene Ontology annotation, cellular component: nucleus; cytoplasm.